Molecule: messenger RNA, 2724 nt
Organism: Anguilla rostrata (American eel)
Lineage: Eukaryota; Metazoa; Chordata; Actinopteri; Anguilliformes; Anguillidae
Product: lactosylceramide 1,3-N-acetyl-beta-D-glucosaminyltransferase A-like
Exons: 2
Coding region: 529-1668 (379 amino acids)
Cellular component (GO): Golgi membrane
Source: RefSeq, a predicted model, not a curated record
AAAGAGCAGCCCGGGCAACGGUUCACAAAACGUUAUGCUCGGCUCAGGGAGGGGCCGCCCUGCUGCGCUCGCCUCUGUCGCGACCACCUCGCUCUCACCGUAGGACAAAAAAAAAAAAAAAAAAGAAAAAAAAAAAACAUCCAAGCGACUUCUCUGCUGUCUGCUGGAACUCCAACACCUCCAGAAAGCCAGCUCCGGACUCCCCUCCCCCAUUCCCACAAACUUUCAUGCUCUGAGAUAAGGACUGUUCGGAAUUGCAAAAUGACCUCACCAAUCUUUCGGCAAAUGUGAGUGCAGCAGGACCCACCUCAGUCGUCUCCAGAAUUACCAAACAGUCCACUGACUGCUCUAAGACAGACAAAAUGAAUCUGGGCACAUUUCACUAAGCAACCCAUGCCCCCUGCCUCCUACGGGAUCGAUAAAAUGGAACUCAGAUCAGCGUGCCAUUUGAAUAAUUCCAAGUACAACACAGGUGCCCCGUCAAGCACUUCCAAUUGGACCUGACAGCGAAGGUUGGAAGACUGCAGGAUGUUUAUAAAUUUCAGAAGGAUCAGAAAGUGUCAAUGCGUACAGCUAGCGAUGACCAUCUUCAUCCUGUCUGUGGUGAUGGUGUGCUGGGAACAGCUGGACAAACACGUUGUGAGCCACGCAAAGUCCUAUUCGUACCGCUAUAUGGUCAACAGCUAUGACUUCCUCAACAAGAGCUUCACCAUCAGCCGACAGGAUGCCGACAGCCUCAGCAGCUACGACUACUUGAUCAACCACAAGCACAAGUGCACCGGGAGGGACGUGCUCCUGCUGCUGUUCGUGAAGACAUCGCCCGAGAAUGUGGAGAGGCGGCGGUCCAUCCGCUCCACCUGGGGGAAUGAGACUUACAUCCGGCAGGAGCUCGGUGCCAACGUGAGGGUGGUGUUUGCCCUGGGCAUUCACCAGGACCCCCAGCAGAGGGAGAGCACCCAGCAGGCCCUCCUCGAAGAGGACCGUAGGUACCAAGACCUGGUCCAGCAGGACUUUGCCGACACGUUCCACAACCUGACCGUCAAGCUGCUCCUGCAGUUCCGCUGGGCCCACGCCUACUGUGGCCACGCCCGCUUCUUCAUGUCGGCCGACGACGACGUCUUCGUCCACAUGCCCAACCUGGUCAGGUACCUCAGGGAGAUGGACCGGAGGGGCGUGCGGGACUUCUGGGUCGGCCGCGUGCACAGAGGCGCCCCUCCCAUCCGUCACAAAGCCAGCAAGUAUUACGUCCCCUACGAUAUGUACCGGUGGUCCUCUUACCCGGACUACACGGCUGGGGCUGGGUACGUGAUCUCGGGGGACGUGGCCUCCAAAAUCUACCAGGUCUCUCUGACGUUCAACUCCACGUUCUACAUCGACGACGUCUUCAUGGGCAUCUGUGCCAGCGCGAUGGGGGUGUCCCCUCAAGAACACGUUUUCUUCUCGGGAGAGGGAAAAGCCCCGUAUCACCCAUGCAUCUACGGCAAGAUGAUAACCUCCCACGGACACGUGAACGACAUACACGACCUCUGGAAGGUGGCCACCAGCCUCGAAGUACAAAAGAUUUCUGGCGGACUCCUCGGAAGGCUUUAUUGCACAGCGGUCAGAGUGGCACUCCUCUGCAAACCCUCCUAUGUUGACACUUACCCAUGCAAGUCUGCAUUUUUAUAGCAAGCUGUGUGACUUCAGCACAUACCAAGUUCUUGGGGUGCCCCCACCAACAUAUAUGCAACAUAUGUUUACCUCCUGAUGAUCUCUAUCUCAAGCAGGGAAAGUUACUCAAGUACUGUCUGUUGUAUUCUUUGGCUUCCCAAAGAGAGAGGAGUAAUGUCCCACACAGUUUCGGAGUUUCACAUGAGCUCUAGUCUCUGUUUAAAGUCAUAAUGAAGGAUGUAAAGGUUCUCAACAUUUUUUUUUUCGUGUACCAACCAAUUCAAUUAAACUGAUUGAAAGAGCAGUUCCAUUGCUUUGCUCUCUGCUGUUGUGCAUUCCUGAAGUUUACACCAAGGACAAAGUAGUGUGGUGAACAAAGCAGACACUUCCCAAAAAACACCCCGCUUUCAGCUCUGUAAGCAAAUCCACACCCAUACACUUAAGCUUAACGUUUCUGGACCUCCUAUCAUUCUGAGGGUCUAAAAAGCAGCAGUGUCCCACAGCAGUGCUGCAGAUGUCACAGCAGCAACACAGGAAGUGGUUUAAAUUCACACUUCUCUAUCUGGGAAACACGCACCGUUUUUGAAUGUAUAAAUAGCCAUUAAACUUGCAUACAGAAAAGAAUCUGCUUUUUGUCUUUUAUGGUAACACUCAAUAAUCAAUAGUCAUAGUAAAAAAAAAAAAUGUCAAUUGCUGUUUAUGGAGACUUAUGAAAAAGAGAUAUUGGGUUUACAAUACAGUUGUUCACAAUAAUAAGGUCUUUCUAUGUGAAUGCAUAUAAUGGACAAUAGCGAUGGCACAUACAGUGUGCUUAUCACAUUUUACUUGAUAUAUUGAGUCACGUGGAGCCAUAAUACUGCAUGGAAAAGUUAGCUUACAUGAAAUAGAAGUAUUUUACCAAGUUCAACAACUGUCCUGUUCUUUGCAUAUCCAAUUUGUAUAUUGUAUUCAUCAGGGAAAUUCCUUCAAUGUCCACUCAUUUUUAUUUUAUUUUUUUUACACAUAUUGCAAGUCCUCAUGCAGCUUUCUGUCCUGUUAUAACCCAGCAACCAAUAAAGUGUGCUCAAAACCCAA